This is a messenger RNA of Staurois parvus, 510 nucleotides long. The record is from the annotation of a GenBank genome assembly. NCBI's taxonomy places the organism in Eukaryota, Metazoa, Chordata, Amphibia, Anura, Ranidae.
UUCAAAUCCCCUCCAUAUCAUGUGAUUCAGGUGUUCCAAUCCCCUCCAAAUCAUGUGAUUCAGGUGUUCCAAUCCCCUCCAUGGACACAGGUGUAUACAAUCAAGCCCCUAGGCAUGCAGACGGCUUCUAUAAACAUUGGUGAAAGAAUGGGUCGCUCUCAGGAGCUCAGUGACUCCAAGCGUGGCCCCGUGAUAGGUGGCCACCUGGGCAAUAAGUCCAUCCGUGACAUUUCCUGGCUACUAAAUAUUCCACGCUCAACUGUUAGUGGGAUUAUAACAAAGUGGAAGCCACUGGGAACAACAGCCACUCAGCCACCAAGUGGUAGGCCACGUCACAUGACAGGACGGGGUCAGCGCAGGCUGAAGCGCACAGUGCUCAGAAGUCGCCAACUGUCUGCACAGUCAAUAGCUAAAGACCUCCAAACUUGGUGUGGCCUUCAGAUGAGCCCAACAACAGUGCGUAGAGAGCUUCAUGGAAUGGGUUUCCAUGGCCGAGCAGCUGCAUCCAAG